Messenger RNA from Erigeron canadensis, 2099 nucleotides. RefSeq names its product exocyst complex component EXO70A1-like. The transcript has 11 exons. Gene Ontology annotation, molecular function: phosphatidylinositol-4,5-bisphosphate binding. The coding region runs from base 61 to 1959 and encodes 632 amino acids. Gene Ontology annotation, cellular component: exocyst. The record is from RefSeq and is a predicted model, not a curated record. Gene Ontology annotation, biological process: exocytosis. NCBI's taxonomy places the organism in Eukaryota, Viridiplantae, Streptophyta, Magnoliopsida, Asterales, Asteraceae.
ACACACACAACUGCAAAAAUCAGAGAUCAGAAACUAUAUAUAAGAAUUAGAUUAGAAUAAAUGGGGUUUGAUGAUGUUACAAUGGAAGCCUUACGUGAUCGAGCCCAUACAAUGAGAGAUUGCCUCUCUAGAAGCCAAAUCAUCACCGAUAACAUGACCUCCAUUCUCGGCUCCUUUGAUCUCCGUCUUUCCGCUCUUGAAACCGCCAUGCGCCCGACCCAGAUUAAAACACAUUCAAUGAGGAGAGCACAUGAAAACAUUGAUAAAACUUUGAAGUUUGCUGAUGCUGUUUUAGUCCAGUUUGAUCUUGUUAAACAGGCUGAGGCUGAAGUUAUGAGAGGUCCACAUGAAGAUUUAGAGAGUUAUUUAGAAGCUGUGAAUCAGUUGAAACAAACUGUUCGAUUUUUUAGCACUAAUAAAAACCUCAAAAGUAGCAUUGGGGUGAUUACACAAUGCACAACCUUACUUCAAAAGGCUUCAUUUAUGCUUGAAGAAGAAUUUCGGCAACUAUUGACCGCUUGCAGUAAACCAGUUGAACCUGAUCGGCUAUAUGACUGCCUGCCUGCUAAUCUUAGACCAACAACUGCUCAAGGUGAAGGUGGCAAGAAACAUUCUUCAGAUCACCAUAAAAGUUCAGAAAAUGCUGUUUACGGCGUUCCAACUAUUGUACCGCCUAAAGUUAUACCAUUGUUGAAUAAUCUAGCCAACCAAAUGUUCCAAACUGGGCAACAACAGCAAGUAUUUAUUAUUUACAAAGAAGCUCGUUCUUUAUGUAUGGAGAGCACUCUUAAAAAACUCGGAGUAGAAAAGCUCGGUAAAGAUGAUGUUCAAAAGAUGCAAUGGGAGGUUUUGGAGGCUAAAAUAGGAAAUUGGAUUCAUUUUGUGAGAAUUGCUGUAAAAGUGCUAUUUGCUGCAGAAAGGAAAGUAUCUGAUCAAGUUUUUGAAGGAAUGGAAUCAUUUAUGGAUCAGUGUUUUGCAGAAGCAACUGCAAGCAGUGUGUCUCUACUACUUAGCUUUGGAGAAGCCAUUGCUAAAAGCAAGAGGUCCCCUGAAAAGUUAUUUGUUUUGCUUGAUAUGUACGAGAUUAUGAAAGAGGUUCAACCGGAGUUCAAUACAAUAUACGGAAGUACUUCUGGUGCUGAAAUGCGGGAAUCAGUAUCUGCUUUAACAAAACGCUUAGCUGAGACGGCUCAAGAGACUUUUGUUGACUUUGAGGAAGCGGUUGAAAAAGAUGCCACAAAAACUGCUGUUCUUGAUGGAACUGUCCACCCUUUGACUAGUUAUGUUAUCAAUUAUGUCAAGUUCUUAUUUGAUUACCAGUCAACAUUGAAGCAACUGUUUCUAGAGUUUGGAGAAGUUAAUCCAGAUGCCCAACUGGGAAAGAUAACUACAAAAAUAAUGCAGGCUUUACAAAAUAAUCUAGACGGAAAAUCUAAACAGUACAAAGAUCAAGCUCUAACCCAAUUAUUUAUGAUGAACAAUAUCCACUACAUGGUUAGAUCUGUGAGAAGGUCUGAGGCAAAAGAUACGUUAGGUGAUGACUGGGUCCAGAUCCACCGCCGGGUUGUCCAGCAGCAUGCCAAUCAGUAUAAAAGAGUUUGUUGGUCUAAGAUAUUACAGUGCCUCACGGUUCAGGUUGCUGGUGGUGAUGGAACCAGCACUGCUGGAGUGUCUCGAGCAACAGUCAAAGAACGGUUCAAGACAUUCAAUACUCAGUUUGAGGAAUUACAUCAAAGGCAGUCUCAAUGGACUGUUCCCGACAGUGAAUUACGUGAGUCCUUGAGGCUGGCUGUUGCUGAAGUCCUUUUACCUGCCUAUAGAUCUUUCAAAAAGCGCUUUGGACCUUUAAUUGAGGGUGGUAAGAACCCUUCAAAGUACAUCAGAUUUCAGCCAGAGGAUCUUGAGCGCAUGUUGGCAGAGUUUUUUGAAGGAAAAACAGCACAUGAACAAAAGCGUUAGAUUAGUUUUCAAUCAUUGAAUUAUGAUUGUUAAUUCUUUUAGUUAGCAUAUCAUAUCCAUAAACAGGUGGAUGGUGCAUUACUAUCCCAUUAAUCUUGUAAGUUUGUCAUCAUUGUGAUAAAUGGAACACCAACUUAUAU